This is a messenger RNA of Dibothriocephalus latus, 408 nucleotides long. NCBI's taxonomy places the organism in Eukaryota, Metazoa, Platyhelminthes, Cestoda, Diphyllobothriidea, Diphyllobothriidae. The record is from the annotation of a GenBank genome assembly.
AUGACUUCACCCAAUUCGCCGACUGCAAGCGCCUCUGAAAGAGAAAACAGCCGGGAUGAUUUUGAUGAAGCUGAGGAUGAAAGUACUUCGGGCCCCGAGGAUGAACAUAACACUGAAAGUGUGAUGAUAAUCAGUCUAGUGCCUCUACUGUGCGCUGCCUGUUUCCUAAAUCUGGAGCCGUUGCUUUUGCUGACUGGUACGGAACCGGAUAUCGCGAAGGAUGCGGCCGAGUAUGUUCUCUGGUUUUUCCCGGGACUCUUUUUCCUCUACAACUCCUACAUCCUUUCGAGAUACUUGCAAGCCCAGGACAAGGCUUUUGUUCCGCUCGCAGCAACUUUACUUGCAAAUGCGGUCAAUAUAGGUCUGAAUUACCUUCUUGUCAUUCAAUGGCGGUUGGGCAUCAAGUAA